AUGACUUCUGACACCCAUUCUGAGAUAAAUGAUUCUGAAGAUGGGUUAAUAGAAAUUGGAAAUUAUGAGGAAAAUAGUACUGAUGCACUUCUUAAGGAAACACCUGGGUCAGUUUCAUCAAAUGAAUUUUCAACAACCGAUCAGAAAAAUAAAUGUGAGAAGCGACCUGUUGAAAAUAUAGACUUUGAUCCUUUUUUGCAAAUAAUGCAACAACAGUUAGAUCUUAUUAGACAAGAGCGACAAAGGGAAUCAACUAUGACAAAUAAUCCUGAUUAUCACUUUUUCAUGAGUUUGUUGCCUUAUUUUGAAAAAUUAGAUGUGAUGGAAAAAUUACAACUACGUUCAAAUAUUCAAAAUGUUGUACUUGAAACCUUAAAACAAAAAGAACUGGAAAAACAAAGAAGAACGAUGUAUAUUCCACCAACUUCGUUUCAGACAGAACAAAAUACUUACCACCAGUUUCCACAAAACACAGGACAGGAUUUAACUAUUUCAAAUCCUUAUACUCCCAAUAGUUUCAAUUAA
Molecule: messenger RNA, 525 nt
Organism: Macrosiphum euphorbiae (potato aphid)
Lineage: Eukaryota; Metazoa; Arthropoda; Insecta; Hemiptera; Aphididae
Source: the annotation of a GenBank genome assembly